AUGGAGCUUUUCUUUGGAGAUGAGUUGUACUGUCUAAGUGAGGAAGAACGGUUAUUACUCCAAGACAAAUCCGCUUUCAUCCUUUCCCAUUUUUCUAAACGGAAGCGUUUAAUAAUGAAUAAGAAAAUCCUGAACGGAGGGGUGGAAAAAGUAAUCAGAGCGGAAAAAAUGGUGAACGCUGCUCUGGGCCUCCCGAUGACAACCGUCGGUCUUUUAAAGCUGCCUGUUUCAAAGUCGAGCAUGGAGACGUACAAAAGUUAUUCUAUUAGGCACUACACGCUGAGGAAACAUUUCAUGAUAAAUGCGUCUUGCACGAGUUUCCAUGAGAUAACAGGACUGCCUAUCUGCGAUUUCACUAUUAUCUAUGUCAUAGUCAAUGUCAUAGUCAAUGUCAUAGUCAAUGUCAUAGUCAAUGCCAUAGUCAAUGCCAUAGUCAAUGUCAUAGUCAAUGUCAUAGUCAAUGUCAUAGUCAAUGUCAUAGUCAAUGUCAUAGUCAAUGUCAUAGUCAAUGUCAUAGUCAAUGUCAUAGUCAAUGUCAUAGUCAAUGUCAUAGUCAAUGUCAUAGUCAAUGUCAUAGUCAAUGUCAUAGUCAAUGUCAUAGUCAAUGUCAUAGUCAAUGUCAUAGUCAAUGUCAUAGUCAAUGUCAUAGUCAAUGUCAUAGUCAAUGUCAUAGUCAAUGUCAUAGUCAAUGUCAUAGUCAAUGUCAUAGUCAAUGUCAUAGUCAAUGUCAUAGUCAAUGUCAUAGUCAAUGUCAUAGUCAAUGUCAUAGUCAAUGUCAUAGUCAAUGUCAUAGUCAAUGUCAUAGUCAAUGUCAUAGUCAAUGUCAUAGUCAAUGUCAUAGUCAAUGUCAUAGUCAAUGUCAUAGUCAAUGUCAUAGUCAAUGUCAUAGUCAAUGUCAUAGUCAAUGUCAUAGUCAAUGUCAUAGUCAAUGUCAUAGUCAAUGUCAUAGUCAAUGUCAUAGUCAAUGUCAUAGUCAAUGUCAUAGUCAAUGUCAUAGUCAAUGUCAUAGUCAAUGUCAUAGUCAAUGUCAUAGUCAAUGUCAUAGUCAAUGUCAUAACAACUCUAAAUAGGAUUCUCAGCAACUGCAAAAUUGUGUUCUUUGCAAGCACUACUAGUCAAAUUGAAGACACUGAGAUUUCUCAAAGAUGA
Molecule: messenger RNA, 1149 nt
Organism: Acanthoscelides obtectus
Lineage: Eukaryota; Metazoa; Arthropoda; Insecta; Coleoptera; Chrysomelidae
Source: the annotation of a GenBank genome assembly